AUGCUGGGCUACGCCACUCGACUUCAGCACUUUACAUCUACAUGCCAUCCAAGAAGCAACUCAUCGCAGCCGUCGAGCGCCUCUCGUCCUCUAGAGGGUGUAAUAGUCGUUAGUAUCGAGCAAGCAAUUGCAGCACCAUAUUGCACUAGACAACUGGCGGACAUGGGAGCACGAGUGAUCAAAGUUGAGCGUCCCGGAGUGGGCGAUUUCGCACGGGACUAUGAUACGCGAGUGGAUGGGCUGGCCUCUCAUUUUGUGUGGACGAAUCGAUCCAAGGAGAGUUUAGCGCUCGACCUGAAAAAACCUAAAGAGCUGGGAAUGUUGAAGAAACUCCUGGGACAAGCGGAUGUCUUGGUUCAAAAUCUGGCUCCUGGUGCGACGGCGCGAAUGGGACUUUCCUACGAAGCUCUACGAGCCGAAAACCCAAAGUUGAUCGUAUGCGACAUUUCCGGGUACGGGCAGGAUGGCCCGUACCGUACCAAGAAAGCUUAUGACCUACUCAUUCAGAGCGAGUCGGGCAUGCUUUCUGUCACCGGAACGGGGAGCGAGCCAGCAAAGGUCGGCAUCUCCAUUGCGGAUAUUGCAGCUGGCAUGUAUGCGUACACCAACAUCCUAGCCGCGAUUUUGCAACGCCAGAAAACGGGUCAGGGUUGUAAGAUUGAUAUCUCUAUGCUUGAGAGCAUGGUGGAAUGGAUGGGCUUUCCCAUGUACUAUACGCACAAGAAGGCUCCUGGCCCGACGCCCGCCGGCGCCUCCCACGCAGCUAUAUACCCAUACGGUCCAUUCGAAACAGGUGAUGGCCAAUCUGUCAUGCUCGGAAUCCAGAACGAACGAGAAUGGACUACGUUCUGCGUCCAACUACUCGACAAUGCCGACCUCGUCAAGGACCCUCGUUUCUGCAACAACUCCCAGCGCACAGAGAACCGCACCGAACUACGAGACAUCAUUUAUGACGCAUUCUCGAAGUUGACAGCCGCAGAAGCGGUCGCGCAGCUGGACAGCGCGGGCAUCGCCAAUGCUAACGUGAACGACAUGCAAGGAGUAUGGGAUCAUCCACAGCUUCGUGAACGAGGCCGCUGGACGGAGGUGGACACUCCGAUCGGCCGUGUUCCAGCUCUAAUUCCGCCGGGUGUCCCGUCACAUGGAACAGAAGACAGCUUGAGAGCGCGUAUGGACCCGGUGCCAGCGGUGGGCGAGCAUAAUGCAGCUAUUUUCAAGAGUUUUGGAUUGGAGGAUUCUUCGUAG
Molecule: messenger RNA, 1245 nt
Organism: Eremomyces bilateralis CBS 781.70
Lineage: Eukaryota; Fungi; Ascomycota; Dothideomycetes; Eremomycetales; Eremomycetaceae
Product: CoA-transferase family III
Exons: 1
Coding region: 1-1245 (414 amino acids)
Molecular function (GO): catalytic activity
Source: RefSeq, a predicted model, not a curated record